Messenger RNA from Vigna unguiculata (cowpea), 1107 nucleotides. RefSeq lists its product as uncharacterized. The record is from RefSeq and is a predicted model, not a curated record. Gene Ontology annotation, biological process: proteolysis. NCBI's taxonomy places the organism in Eukaryota, Viridiplantae, Streptophyta, Magnoliopsida, Fabales, Fabaceae. Gene Ontology annotation, molecular function: cysteine-type peptidase activity.
AUGUCCAUCAAAGAAGAAAUGAGAGAACAAAUGAGGGAGGAAAUUAGGGAGGAGAUUAAGAAGGAGAUGAAGAAAGAGUACUUUGAUAUGAAGGCACAAUUGUUAUCAGACAUGAGAGCAGAGUUAGCCUCUCCCUCAGCCCAGCCUUGUAAUCCUCAUCAACAACCUUCUAUUAUUUGUGUAAGCACAAAGGGGAGUUGUGAUGUUCCUCUUGAAGAGGCUUCUCUCAUUGGUGAUGCAGAUUACGAGUUGUUCAUUGAUGAUCUCCUCCAGUCCUUGGUGGCUUUAGGUAAAAUGUAUGCAUUGGGGUCAACCAUACACCAUGCAACCAUUGCAGAUGAUAUGAUGAGAGUAGUGGUUGUAGAUGUUCGAGAUGCUACUGCUCCAGUCCCAGUGCCCACUCAAGAGGUUAAGACAGUGGGGCAGGCCCCUGGAAAUUUUAUCCUUUGGCCAGUUAGAUUAGCAAAAGUAAUUGCAAAGGAGAUUAGAGUACAAGAAAAGGAAGAUGUGAAUGAAUCAUUACCACAACAGACAAUUCUAGAACGACUUGGUGCAAUGGCAGUGACUAUCGCCUUGCAACCUAUACAAUUAGAAAUGUCUCCCCAAGCCACAAAUAGGACCUUCAACACCCCUUUUUUUAUAUGUCAAAAGGAUAUUUUUGAAGUUCUCUCUGGCACUGAUAUGUUAUGUAUAUCAGUAAUACAACUUUGGUUGUUGUAUUUACAUCGUAGAUGCACUGAGAAGAAGAAUGAUCACAUAUAUGGAUUUAUUGAUCCUAUUGCCAUUCAAGGUGUUGGGAAUAAAAGUGAAGAGGUUCAAAAGUACCUAUUAGAGGCAUUUGAUGUUGGGAAAAAAGAAGUGUACUUAGCGCCUUAUUUGCAGCAGGGUCAUUGGCAGUUGUUGGUAAUUCUUCCUCAGAAGUUUGUUGUGGUUCUUUUGUGUUCAUUACACAAGAAGCCUAACACUCUGAAAAUUAAAAGUACUUUACAAGCAGCGGUUGAGGCUCAUUCUAGGUUGCAGGGACAACAAAUCACUUCUAGAAAGAAGUUACAGUUCAUUGCGCCAACUUGCUCACGUCAACCGGGAAGCUAUGAGUGUGGAUAUUAA